CUGCCACCUGCCGCCGGAGCUACAGUUGAAGGCCGAGCCAUGGGGCCAGCGCCGAGGGAGCCCAUGAAGCAGCGGGUGAACCGCUGCCUGCACCGCCUCUCCGACCGGGACACGGAGGCCAUGGCCGCCAACGAGCUGGACGCCAUCGCGCGCGGCCUGGACGCCGACGAGCUGCCCGUCUUCCUCGCCGCCGUCUCCGACACGCGGCCCACCGACAAGACCCCGCUCCGCCGGCACUCCCUCCGCCUCCUCGCCCUCCUCGUCGCCGCGCACCCGCGCGACGCCGUGGCGCCGCUGGUGCCGCGGCUCGUCGCCGCCGCGCUGCGCCGGGUGCGCGACCCGGACUCCUCCGUGCGCGCCGCGCUCGUCGACGCCGCGCGCGCCGCCGGGGCCGCCUCCCCCUCGGCGCCCGCCGCGCUGGGCCCGCUCGCCGACGCCGUGCUCCACGAGCAGGACCAGUGCGCGCAGCUCUCCGCCGCGCUCGCGGCCGCCGCCGCCGUCGAGGCCUCCGCCCCGACCUCCGACCUCGCCGCCUACCUCCUGCCGCUCCUCCCGCGCCUCCUCAAGCUCCUCCGCGGCGCCGCCUUUAAGGCCAAGCCGGCCCUCAUCUCCCUCAUCGGCGCCGCCUCGGCCGCCACCGACGCCGAGGCCGCCGCCACCGCCGUGCCGUGCCUCCGCGACGCGCUCGCCGGGGACGACUGGGCCGCGCGAAAAGCCGCCGCCGAGGCGCUCGCGCUGCUGGCCCUGGAGCACGGGGACGACCUCGCCGCACACAAACCCGGCUGCAUUGCAGUCUUCGAGGCCAAGAGAUUCGAUAAGGUGAAGAUUGUGCGGGAAUCCAUGAACCGGAUGAUCGAGGCGUGGAGGGAGAUCCCGGACAUGGAGGAGGAUGUGUGCUCCUCCGACGCGCCGCCGUCCCAGCCCAGAUCUUCUCUAACAGACAGCGCAAGUAGUGAUGCUCGAUACCCGGCCGAUUCCCUAGGCUUCAACUCCGUCCAAUCGGUUACAAGGAGGAACACGCUGCCGGCAAGCAGGUCGCCCCCGUCAGAUGCAAUGCGCAAUGUCAAUAACAGAAGGAGCUGCCCCCCUUCCCCCAUCAGAAACAAGAAGGGUUCGUCGCCUUCACGCAGCAGCGAGGCAGGCCAAGCCAAGAAAUACGACUAUAAGGUUGACGUUACCGUUGCCGCAGAUGCCACCCCGAUCAAGGCGGUGACCGAGGAGAAGCUUCUGAAAGAGGGCAAUGUUAGAGCGAGGCUUGAAGCGCGGAAGAUGCUUUUCCAGAAGAGUGGGGAGAAGGGUUACAAGAAGUUGGCCGGGAUCAAGUCGGGGUCUAGAGUUGUUCCAUACAACGGUGACGGUGACUCGGAAGAGAGUACCGAGGUUGAGGAUCGGCCUGAAGAGUUUCAGUCAGAAGAGCCUGAGGAGCUUGAGUCAGCUCACAAAGAUGAGGACCUGUCGAAGAUCAGGAUGCAGCUAGUUCAGAUUGAGAAUCAACAGACAAACUUACUUGAUCUUCUGCAGAAAUUUAUGGGGAGCUCCCAGAAUGGGAUACGUUCCUUGGAGACAAGGGUGAACGGUCUGGAAAUGGCACUGGACGAGAUCUCGCGUGAUAUGGCGGCCUCUUCAGGAAGGAUGCCAAACAGUGAACCUGGCAUGAACUCCUGCUGCAUCCCGAGCCCAAAAUUCUGGAGGAGAAAUGAUGGCGGUAGAUACUCUUCAAGGUACCCUGUCACCGACAUAGCAAACUACUCGGGGGACAGCAAAACUUCUCAUAUGUGGGAGAGGCAGAAGUUUGGAGUUCAUGGUGGGUUUGUCACCAACCCACUAGCAGAGCCGAACGCUUCGUUUGUAAGGAGCACAUUGGCUCAGGAAGGCAGGAGGCAUAAUUCAGCCCAAUACAAGGCGAGAUAGGAUAUGUUAGGCGAGACAAAGAUGCCCCAUCUGAAAUCUGAACCAACUGCAUUAUUAACACAAGGCGGGGUCAUCUGAAAUGUGUCACUUCACUACAUUCUUUGGGGGCUUUUCCUCUUUUCUCCAGAAUUCAAAGCUGAGAUGUACAUGAGUUAUGGAGUUUUUUUUUUCUUUGGGAGUCGCUUCAACAAUUCAGACCCCUGCGGAACAGAGCCUAGAUUCUGAAGCAAGACCAUGUUGACUGUGAGGUGAACACUGUGUUAUACACAUCCGGCCCUGAGACGGUUAUUGCGGGUGUACCAAGGUCCGAGGGUAAAAAGCAUGUGUGAGUUUUAGAUCUUAGUGUACGGAUGUAUCUUGUACUGCUUGUACAUAGUUUGGAUACAGCAGUUCCUUUGAGCGCGACACGCAUUGAGCAAAUGUUCUUGAGUAUGCUCAUGUCGAGAUGAUGAAGGCAAAAGAUCCAACAAUGUUGCCCUGUUCU
Lolium rigidum is the source of this 2395-nucleotide messenger RNA. Its product is annotated as TORTIFOLIA1-like protein 5. NCBI's taxonomy places the organism in Eukaryota, Viridiplantae, Streptophyta, Magnoliopsida, Poales, Poaceae. Bases 40 to 1911 code for a protein of 623 amino acids. The record is from RefSeq and is a predicted model, not a curated record. Gene Ontology annotation, cellular component: microtubule. Gene Ontology annotation, molecular function: microtubule binding. The transcript is spliced from 5 exons.